Molecule: messenger RNA, 2791 nt
Organism: Loxodonta africana (African savanna elephant)
Lineage: Eukaryota; Metazoa; Chordata; Mammalia; Proboscidea; Elephantidae
Gene: FAM194C
Product: chromosome 22 C3orf20 homolog
Exons: 15
Coding region: 62-2791 (909 amino acids)
Source: RefSeq, a predicted model, not a curated record
CUGAAGGUCCCUCUUGUCCAAGAUGGACAGUGUUACCUAGCAGGAUGCAUUCUCUAACAACAUGAAUGACAUCAAGAGUAACCAAGAACUGUACCAGCACUACUCAGCCAUGGCCCCCAAGAUGCUGGCCCGCAUCUCCAAACUCCUCAUGACCUGCCGGAACUCAGGCAUCCAUGUACCCAAGGGCAUCAGAAACAUCUUUGAUUUCACCUGGGAAGAGCUCAUUGCUGACCCCAUGGUGCCUACCCCGUCUGACAUCUUAGGCCUGGAGAUCACUUUGGGGCCACCACCUAUGCUUGUGGAGUUGGCUCCCGUGCAGCUCCCUACCCAGAAGAAACUACCACCGCCAGUACCACCACCAUCACUACUGCCAAAAUCCAGUGGUGCAACCAAGCACUCCACCCCAUCUCCUACCCAGACACGCGCAGUGACUGCCGGCCAGGAAACCCUGCACAAGUUUCAGCGCCAGUCCAUCCACCUGCUGACAGAACUCCUCACCCUGAAAAUGAAGGCCAUGGUGGAGUCUGCAUCAGUAGGUGCCAACCCGCUGGACAUCACAAGACGCUUCGUGGAGGCCAGCCACCUUCUCCAUCUCAAUGCCAAGGAGAUGGCCUUUGACUACUUGGUCGGCACAAUCGGGAGAAGUGGCUAUAGUGGUGGACAGUUGGGGAAAGAUUCAUUCAAUAGCAUCUCUGCCAUGGGAGUGAACUCACCGUAUCAGCUCAUUUACCAGUCUUCUACAGGCUGUCUGAGCUUUUCUCUCUCAACUAUAAGGGAAGGCAAGAGGAAAACAGGCAAAUCCAAAAUUGUGGAAGACGUAACCCCAUCCCCUCUACGUGUAGCAGGGACCUCGACCUCUGACAGCAUGGAGUUGAGCGACCCCUGCCCCGAGGCCCGGGAGAAGCUGCACGAGAUGUGUCGCCAUAUAGAAGCCGAAAGGGCCUCGUGGAGAGGGAAGAAUAUCUCCUACCCGGUGAUAUUACGCAGCUACAGGACAAAGAUACCUGUUCAUCCAUCACCGACUCCCAAAGGGGAUUUGGGGGCCCACCAUGCUCAUUUCCCGAGUUCCAACCACCCUCACACUUCAGGUGCUCAGACCCCUACUCCCAUCACCCAUCAGCCUUCCGUUCACCAAACUCUCUAUGGUCGGCAUUCUCAAGAGUGGAGGGGGCCCAAGAAGACCAUCAAGUUGCAUUACACCUUCUAUGAUGGGUCCUCUUUCGUUUACUAUCCCUCUGGAAACAUCGCCAUGUGUCAGAUCCCUACGUGCUGCAGAGGGAGAGCCAUCACCUGGCUCUUUAACGAUGUGCCCAACUUCUCCUUCCUGGCCCUGUUCAACGCUGAAGGCCAGGGCUGCGUUCAGUACAACACAAAAGCCCGCUGUCCAUAUGUCUUGGUCUUAGAUGAGGAAGGUGGGACCACCAAUGACCAAAAGGGCUACGUAGUCCACAAGUGGAGCUGGACUUCUAAGACAGAGACGUUGCUCUCCCUGGAAUACAAGGUGAAUGAUCAAAUGAAGUUGACCGUGCUGGGGCAGGACUCAAUAGUGGUCACCUUCACCGCCCUGAAUGAGACAGUAACACUCACUAUAUCGGCCAACAAUUGUCCUCAUGGGAUGACACAUGAUAAACGGGUGCCCCGCAGAAUCAGCAGCCUUGACGACAAGAUUUCUAAGAUGAGCCGAGCCCUGGCUGAGAUCAAGAAGAGGUUUCAGAAAACAGUGACUCAGUUCAUGAAUUCUGUCUUGCUGACAGCAGGUCUAUUCACCAUAGAAUAUCCCAUAAGAGAAGAGGCAGAGCUCAUUCGGACCAAGGUGAAAUCCGGGCCUUAUGUUGAUCGGGCCCCCAAGCUGAGUUUAUUCUCAGGAGAACCUCUCUUAAGAUCUCACUCGGCGCGACCAGAAUCCUCGAUUGGAGAAUCUUCCAGGGAAGAGUCUGCAUCUGCUCCUGUGAGCCCCACUCGGAGGAAGACCCUCAAAAUCCAAGCCAAGCCCAUGGUUAAAUCCAGGGCCAAAGCCCAAGAGGCACGCAGCCCCACUGCCUGGGCAGCCUCGCCCUGCGACUGCCCGCUGGUGCUGCGGAAGCUCAUCCGCAAGGAAGACAUCCGGGCCGGCUGCAAAUGCGUUGUGAAGGCACCCCUGGUAUCUGAUGUGGAGCUGGAGCGCUUCAUGUCAGCACCCCGCGACCCCAGCCAGGUACUGGUGUUCGGGAUCAUCUCAGUCCAGAACCCAGCCAGAACCGCCCACCUCCAGUGGCUGCUGGACACCCUCUACCGUCACCGGCAGCAGGGCCGUGCCUCACCCUGCAUCCAGUGCCGGCAUGACCCCUACCGCCUGCUGCGGUAUGACCCGGACAGCCCCCUGCAGAACGACCCGCCUCUGCUGGUGAAGAAGUACGCGGUGGUGCAGGGCAUGGUUCUGAUGUUCGCUGAGGGGAAGCUCCUUUUUGGAGGCUGUGUUUUGAAUGGAUACGGCUUCAGCAAGCAGAACCUGCUGAAACAGAUCUUCCGGGCUCGGCAUGAUUGCAAGAUGGGCUACUUCCUGCCAGAUGACUACAAAUUUAGCGCUUCAAUCCCCAUCCAGAGCCUCGUGGAUUCUGAACUGUCAAAGAGAGCAAUAUUGGAGGAUGUCCAAGGAAGCUUUUCCUCGUUGGCCCUGGGGGAUAGGAUGGAGGAGUCGUCUCCAGAAGUGGAGAAAGUAAAGGAGCCCGAAAUGGACCCUCAUCCUCUCAGCAAAGCCAGGAGGGGCAGUAAGAAGAUAUCUGGCUGGAAGAAACAGUCCUCUAAGAAGUGA